GUGCUGAUGAGUCAGCGGCUGGCGCAAAAGAUUCCAAAGGGAGACGCUGUAAAGGAUUGGAUGCGUGUUCUCCGUCUGGACCGAAGCCGGGACCGUGGCGGCGAUGGAGCGGGGCGCGGAAGGUCGUACUGCCAGCUCGCUCUUCGCUGGGUUCCGGGCAUUAGGGCUUUUUAGUAACGAUAUUCCACACGUGGUGCGGUUCAGCGCGCUGAAACGCCGGUUUUAUGUGACCACCUGCGUGGGCAAGAGCUUCCAUACUUAUGAUGUUCAGAAACUUAGUCUAGCUGCAGUAAGUAACUCUGUUCCACAGGAUAUCUGCUGCAUGGCAGCUGACGGGAGGCUAGUCUUUGCUGCUUAUGGGAAUGUUUUCUCCGCAUUUGCCCGUAAUAAAGAGGUAGUACAUACGUUUAAGGGCCAUAAGGCAGAAAUCCAUCUUUUGCAGCCCUUUGGGGAUCAUGUUAUCUCUGUUGAUACUGACAGCGUUCUUAUUAUUUGGCACAUAUAUUCAGAAGAAGAAUACCUGCAACUGACUUUUGAUAAAUCUGUAUUUAAAAUUUCUGCAAUUUUGCAUCCGAGUACCUACUUGAAUAAAAUACUUCUUGGCAGCGAGCAAGGAAGCUUGCAGUUGUGGAAUGUAAAAUCCAAUAAACUUUUGUAUACAUUUCCAGGAUGGAAAGUUGGAGUGACAGCUCUUCAGCAGGCCCCAGCUGUGGAUGUUGUUGCAGUUGGUCUUGUGUCGGGUCAGGUUGUUAUUCACAACAUUAAGUUUGAUGAAACAUUAAUGAAGUUUCGUCAAGACUGGGGACCGAUUACUUCGAUUUCAUUUCGUACAGAUGGUCAUCCAAUAAUGGCAGCUGGAAGCCCUUGUGGUCAUAUUGGACUCUGGGAUCUAGAAGACAAAAAAUUAAUCAAUCAAAUGAGAAAUGCACAUUCUACAGCAAUUGCCGGACUGACAUUUCUUCAUAGAGAGCCACUUCUUGUCACAAAUGGGGCUGACAAUGCUCUCAGGAUAUGGAUAUUUGAUGGUCCUGCAGGUGAAGGACGGCUGUUAAGAUUCAGAAUGGGUCAUAGUGCUCCUCUUACCAAGAUCAGAUAUUAUGGACAAAAUGGACAACAAAUUCUUAGUGCAAGUCAAGAUGGAACUCUUCAGUCGUUUUCCACGAUACAUGAAAAAUUCAAUAAGAGUUUGGGCCAUGGAUUAAUAAAUAAAAAGAGAGUCAAACGUAAAGGACUUCAGAAUACCAUGUCAGUGAGACUUCCACCCAUAACAAAGUUUGCAGCAGAGGAAGCUCGUGAGAGUGACUGGGAUGGUAUCAUUGCUUGCCAUCAAGGUAAGCUAUCUUGCUCAACCUGGAACUAUCAAAGAUCUACAAUAGGUGCUUAUUUUCUCAAGCCCAAAGAGUUGAAGAAAGAUGACAUAACCGCAACAGCAGUGGAUCUAACUUCUUGUGGUAACUUUGCUGUAAUUGGCCUCUCAUCAGGAGCAGUAGAUGUAUACAACAUGCAGUCUGGUAUACAUCGAGGAAGUUUUGGCAAGGCUCAAGCUCAUGAAGGAUCUGUUAGAGGUGUUGCAGUGGAUGGAUUAAACCAGCUGACCAUUACAACUGGUAGUGAAGGAUUACUCAAAUUCUGGAACUUUAAAAAUAAAAUUUUAAUCCAUUCUUUGAGCCUUGAUUCAUCUCCAAAUAUGAUGCUGCUACAUAGGGACAGUGGUAUUCUAGGAGUUGCCCUGGAUGACUUCUCCAUCAGUGUUCUGGACAUAGAAACUAGAAAGAUUGUCAGAGAGUUUUCUGGACACCAAGGCCAAAUAAAUGACAUGGCUUUCAGUCCUGAUGGUCGUUGGUUAAUAAGUGCUUCAAUGGAUUGCUCUGUUAGGACUUGGGAUCUUCCAUCUGGGUGCCUUAUAGACUGCUUUUUGUUGGACUCAGCUCCUCUGAAUGUUACCAUGUCCCCUACUGGAGACUUUCUGGCUACUUCCCAUGUGGACCACCUUGGAAUUUAUCUAUGGUCCAAUAUUUCCCUGUAUUCAGUUGUUUCAUUGCGGCCGCUUCCUACAGAUUAUGUCCCUUCAAUAGUGAUGCUUCCUGGUAUUUGUCAAACCCAAGAUGUAGAAUUGUCAGAAGAAACCACAGAACCAAGUGAUGAAAUGAUAGCGUAUGAUUCACCAGAACAGUUGAAUGAGCAAUUGGUGACUCUCUCACUCCUUCCUGAAUCACGGUGGAAAAAUCUUCUUAAUCUUGAUGUUAUUAAGAAAAAGAAUAAACCAAAGGAACCACCCAAAAUACCCAAAUCAGCACCAUUUUUCAUUCCAACAGUUCCUGGCCUUGUACCCAGAUAUGUAGCACCUGAACAAAAUAAUGAUCCCCAGCAGUCUAAAGUGGUAAACCUUGGAAUUUUGGCUCAAAAAUCAGAUUUCUGCUUGAAACUUGAAGAAGGACUAGAAAAUAAUAAAUAUGAAUCUGCUCUCUGUCUUCUGAAAGAAUUAGGCCCAUCAGGAAUUGAAAUGGAGCUGCGAAGCUUGUCUCCUGAUUUUGGUGGAUCUGUAGAAGUCAUGCAGAGCUUCUUGAAAAUGAUCGGGAUGAUGUUAGACAGAAAGCGCGAUUUUGAGUUAGCCCAAGCAUACCUUGCAUUGUUUCUAAAAUUACAUCUUAAAAUGCUUCCUUCAGAGCCAAUACUACUAGAAGAAAUGACAAAGUUGUUAUCACAGGUGGAUGAAAACUGGAUCCAUUUACAAUCACUUUUCAAUCAAAGCAUGUGUGUUUUAAAUUAUAUUAAAAGUGCUUUGUUAUAAAAAUAAAUUUAAGUAAAUGCAUCAAAGACUUUACUUUUAAACAAGUUCAGUUUAAUAGUAAACAAACUCAAUUGUUUUGAGUCUUGUGAAGAGAAAAUAAAUAAUAGCACUAUUUAGGCAGUGAUUCUUCACCUUAAUAAGUGCUUCCUUGAAAUAGAAUUGCACCUGCCUUUUGUUUUGAAGACUUAGACUCUACCCAAAUGAUUUAUUAUCUGAGUAUCUUUACAUCAGCUACUUGUAUAUGACUUUUUUUUUUUAAUUGUCAUCACCAGCUCAUGUUUUUUGAAUAUCUGUUAAAUAUAAGAGAUACUGGGUGUUUACUGUUAAGUAUUGUUGAAUUAAAUUAAAGGUGUUAAAUAAAACUGAUACAUAAUAUACUUAAAAAAGUACUUUCAUGAUAUGAAGAAAAAGUAGUGUUCCUUCCCUUAGUGGCUUUUGAUGAAAACAUGACUCAUUGACUCUUAGAGAUGGAAGAUAUAUUAGACAUCUUCUAAUGUGUGCUCUGAGUUUCUGGUAGAUAUCCUCUUUUUUUUUUCAAAAGCAGUUUUAUUGAGAUGUAUUCACAUACCAUGCAAUCCACGCAAAGCGUGCCAUCAGUGGCUCCUAAUAUAACACAGAUCAUGCAUUCAUCACCACAGUCAAUUUUAGAACAUUUUCAUAAUUCCAAAAAGGAAAAUCCCAAACCCCUUAGAAGUCACCUCUCAAUCUCUCUAUCCUUCCCCAGCCCUACAUAGCCACUAAUCUGUUUCUGUCUCUGUAGAUUUAUUUAUAUUUACAUAAUAUAUAAAUGGAAUCACGCAAUAUGUAGUGCUUUAUGUCUGGUUUCUUUCACUUGGCAUAUAUUUUUUUUUUAUUUUUUUUUUUUAUGACGGAAGUUAUAAGUUUACAGAAAAGUCAUGUAAAAAAACAGCAUUCCAUAUUCCCCCUUGUUGUUAAGACACUUUGCAUUAGGUGGUACCUUUGUUACGAUUGAUGAAAGAAUAGUGAAAAGAGUACUGUUAACUGCGUCCAUAGUUUACAUUACGUGUAUUUUUUCCCUAUUUACCACCCUAUUAUUAACACCUUGUAAUACUGUUGUACGUUUGUUAUAAUUGAUGAAAGAAUAUUCUUAUACUAGUAACCCUAGUCCAUAGUCCACAACAAGGAGAUAACCCUGUUUUAUUUUAUUACUCAUUGGCUACUUCUAAAAAAUUUCUACUAGUCUAGAAUUUUAUCAAGUGAUUCUUGAGCAUAUAUUGAAAGGAUCAAGUUCUUUAAUUGGUUCAAUUUAUUGAAUUUUAUUAAAAGAUUUUUGAUAUUUAAUCAUACUUGCAUUCCUGGUAUGAAUGUGGUGCAUUUGUUGUUUCAUAGAAUCAUCUGUCUUUGACAGUUUAUAAAACUUCUCUAAUCAAUCGGAAAAAUCUUGCCUACACAGUAAUCAUGAUUUGCAAAGGGUGCAGAUGACCUAAGGGUACAUUGACUGAAGAAUGGAAUGGUGUACUGUGGUGUACACAUACAGUGGAACAUUGAGCAACUACAAGAAGGAGUGAAGCUGUGA
Molecule: messenger RNA, 4328 nt
Organism: Choloepus didactylus (southern two-toed sloth)
Lineage: Eukaryota; Metazoa; Chordata; Mammalia; Pilosa; Megalonychidae
Gene: WDR36
Product: WD repeat domain 36
Exons: 23
Coding region: 104-2791 (895 amino acids)
Biological process (GO): rRNA processing
Cellular component (GO): Pwp2p-containing subcomplex of 90S preribosome; small-subunit processome
Molecular function (GO): protein binding
Source: RefSeq, a predicted model, not a curated record